CGGGAAUCAAUCCUGGCGAGUGUACAUAUAUAGAACUGACACUAGAUAAAGGUUUAGGAAAUAAGUAUAGCACUAUACUUGUAUAAAGCCUGUGAUUUAUAAGUUCAAGUUAGAACCGCAAAAUAAAACCGAGAUACAGCGAAGUAUAGUUAUCUCCCUACCACGUACCGGUGCGGCAGUGUCUAGCCUAUAAAAAGAACGUUGAAGGCUUCAAUUCGACUUAGUAUUUCAAAGUACAUCGGGCUUCGGCAUUGUAAAGUGUCUCAGUGAUAUUUUCUUGUAACAGUUUUUAAUUUAUUAUAAAAUUCAAAAUGGAAAUUCAACCACCGUUAGUUUUGAAACGCCAACUUUUGGUGCCAAAUAAAACCUUGAUGGGACCAGGUCCAUCAAAUUGCUCACAAAGAGUUCUUGAUGCCAUGGCCAAUCCAGUUUUAGGACAUUUGCACCCUGAGUGUCUUCAGAUUAUGGAUGAAAUAAAAGAGGGCAUCAAAUAUGCAUUCCAAACAAAGAACGAUGCUACGAUGUGUGUAAGUGGCUCAGGUCAUGGUGCCAUGGAAGCAGCUCUGUGCAAUCUCCUAGAAGAAGGUGAUAUUGCUUUGUUUGGUGUGACUGGAUUUUGGGGACAUCGUGCUGCUGAUAUGGCCAAGAGAUACGGAGCCGAUGUUCGAUUCCUCGAAUCACGCUUUGGACAUGCCCUUACCAUGGAAGAAGUAGAGUUUGCCAUGGAAGGACAUAAGCCACAGGUUUUGUUCAUAUGCCAAGGCGACUCGUCAACGGGUAUUGUCCAAUCAAAUAUCGGUGAGAUUGGAAAACUGUGUGAGAAAUAUAACUGCUUACUUGUGGUGGACACUGUUGCUUCUUUGGGUGGUACUGAAUUUUUCAUGGACGAAUGGAAGGUUGAUGUAGCGUACACUGGAUCACAGAAAGUCCUCUGUGCUCCUCCUGGUAUCUCACCGAUUUCGUUUAGCAAAAAAGCAAUGAGUCGUAUUAUUUCAAGAUCUUCAAAGGUCAAAUCCUACUAUUGGGAUGCGACGUUGAUUGGUCAAUAUUGGAAUUGUUUUGGAGGAUCAAGAAUUUAUCAUCACACAAUUGCAUCGACAUUGCUUUAUGGUUUAAGGGAGUCCUUAGCUUUGUUUGCUGGUAUGGGCCUGAAAUCAGUGAUAAGGAGACACAAAGAAUGUUCAUUUAGAUUGCAAAAGGGCAUUGAAGAUAUGGGACUUGAAUUACUUGUUCCUGUUCAAGAUGAUCGUCUAGCAACUGUCACUGCAGUGAAAAUUCCCAAGGGUGUCGAUUGGAGAAAGGUUUCUGAAUAUGCCAUGAAAAAAUACUUUUUUGAAAUAAGUGGAGGUUUAGGUCCAACAGCAGAUCACGUUUUCCGAAUUGGUUUAAUGGGUGAAAAUGCCACCGCUGAGAAAGUAGACUUAAUGCUUACCAUCCUCCGAGAAGCUAUUCUGAAUACUUCUAACAUAACACUUAAUGAGAAAUCAAAGAUAUAAGUUUAUAGAGAUGUUUAAUAGUCAUAGUAAUUAAAUUUUAGCUGUAAGUCAUGUUCUAUACUUGUUAAUAACUGAUUUUAACAAAUAUGUAUUUAGUUUGUAUAAAUAAAUAAAGUUGAAUUAUAAGUAUUGAUCUUAAA
Eupeodes corollae is the source of this 1636-nucleotide messenger RNA. It is a transcript of the gene Agxt, whose product is annotated as alanine--glyoxylate aminotransferase. Bases 312 to 1496 code for a protein of 394 amino acids. The record is from RefSeq and is a predicted model, not a curated record. Lineage: Eukaryota; Metazoa; Arthropoda; Insecta; Diptera; Syrphidae. Gene Ontology annotation, molecular function: L-serine:pyruvate transaminase activity; L-alanine:glyoxylate transaminase activity. The transcript is spliced from 3 exons. Gene Ontology annotation, cellular component: peroxisome.